Messenger RNA from Gopherus flavomarginatus (Mexican gopher tortoise), 6721 nucleotides. It is a transcript of the gene SEMA4A, whose product is annotated as semaphorin 4A. NCBI's taxonomy places the organism in Eukaryota, Metazoa, Chordata, Testudines, Testudinidae. The transcript has 16 exons. Gene Ontology annotation, biological process: negative regulation of axon extension involved in axon guidance; semaphorin-plexin signaling pathway; negative chemotaxis. Gene Ontology annotation, molecular function: semaphorin receptor binding; chemorepellent activity. The record is from RefSeq and is a predicted model, not a curated record. The coding region runs from base 1073 to 3403 and encodes 776 amino acids.
CGCUCUAGACAGGAAGCGAGGUUGCCUGUCUAAAUGCCAUCUGCUGUGGUUCACUCUCCCGUCUGCGCGCCUUUUCUUCUUGUCACCUGUCGUUGCUUUCCACGGCCCGAAGCAAGUGCAGAUUUUGCUCCAACCGCCACUGACAUGCAGCCACCUCUGGGGCAGAGCGCGGCAGCAGGUCUGUGCCUGCAACGAUGCUCAAGCUUUGCGAUAUUUUUUUGUUUUCUAAAGGAAGGGAAGCGAAAAAUAACUUCCUCCUUCGGCGGGGGGCUCUUUGCACAAGCAGAAGUGGAGUUAGCAGGACUCAUCCGGGGAGCCAGAGUUACGAUCUUUAACUGCAUGGACAGACGGGUACGUUACUGGCUUUAACUGACUGAAAGCUGAAGUCUUCUCUAGCCAAAACAGGCAGAGUUCGGACGGGGCAGUGCGAACUUCCCCCAGCUGGCACACGAGGCCCCUCAGCUCUUUUCCUUAUGCUGCAAGGCGUUUGGGGCGAGGACAGCCGCUUUGGGAAGUGUUUGUACAGCAUGCAGCACCGUGGGACCCUGGCAAUAUGGAUAAUCGCCUCGCUUGGACUGCAAGCUCCUCGCGGCAGGGGCUGUCUCUUUGAUUUGUGUCUGUACAGCGCCUGGCAUGGCAAUACAGAUAAUCACCGCGCUGGCUGGUCGCUGCCAUGCUGGACUUUAUUGAAACCAGCAGGCCAGAGGCCCCAUCUCAUCUCCCUUCCUCAGUCAAAUCACACUCCCUGCCCUCUGCAGCCUGAUCCUGCAAAACAUUGGGUACCUUCCAGGUGGCACUUCACCGUCUCAGCACCUAUUGCAACCAAAGGCCAAUCUGUUUGAGCCAGGCCAUGCCGCCCGGGGGAGAGGAACUGAGCCUUUCCACUGACCCCGGCAGCUCAACUGGAUCCCAAUCGGAGCCGCACUCAGCUUCUGCCUGCUCGGCUGCUGCCUGGGUUCGGGUGUGCAUGUCAGUCGUACACCAGCUGUAGCUGGCUUGUUGGGAGCUCAAGAGCUGGGGCCGGAUCCCUGCAGAUUUCACCGAGGGCCUCACCCUUUGCUGAUAACCAGCCAUGCCCGGCCGGGCACUCUGCCUCCUGUGCAGUUUGGUGAUGCCUGCUGCCUUCCUGUGUGCAGAUCUGCUUCCCAGGGUCACCUUCCCAAAAGGAGACGCCCGGAGGAUCCUAACCAGCUUCAGCAAGGACGGAAUCUUCAACUAUGAUACUUUUCUCUUGAGCGAAGAUGAAGGCACUCUGUACGUGGGAGCUCGAGACACCCUCCUCUUGCUCCGGGUGGACAGUGCUGGGUCCAUGGAGCUGACGGGCUCAAUAGUGUGGCAACCCGUGCCUGAAAAAAAGCAGGAGUGUGUCUUUAAGAAGAAAAGCAACCUGACAGAGUGUUUCAACUUCAUCCGUGUCCUGGUGCCAGUGAACCAGACUCACCUGUACACCUGUGGGACCUAUGCCUUCAGCCCCACCUGCUCUUACAUUAAUCUGGAGACUUUCAGCCUGGUUUCUGUCGGCCGAGGGCAGCCUCUCCUCCAGGAUGGGAAGGGACAGUGUCCCUUCGACCCCCGCCACAAGUAUACGGCCAUCCUGGUGGAUGGUGAGCUCUACACGGGGACCAUGAACAAUUUCCAAGGAAACGAGCCCAUAAUCUCCCGUGCCCUGGGCAGCAGGACCAUACUGAAGACUGAUGCCUUCCUCAGGUGGCUGAAUGUCGACGCGGGCUUCGUGGCCUCGGCCAAUAUCCCUGGAGACGAGAAGGUCUAUUUCUUCUUCGAGGAGACGGCCGAGGAGUUUGAUUUCUUUGAGAAGCUCACGGUCUCCCGGGUGGCUCGCGUGUGCAAGAAUGACGUCGGCGGAGAGAAGGUGCUGCAGAAGAAAUGGACCACAUUCCUGAAAGCCCAGCUGACAUGCUUCCAGCCUGGGCACUUCCCUUUCAACGUGAUCCAUCACUCCUUUGUCCUACCCCAGCCAGGAGUGGGUGCUGUCUUCUAUGGAGUCUUCACUUCACAAUGGCAGAUGGGAGAUGCAGGCAGCACGGCAGUGUGCGCUUUCAACCUGGAGGACAUCGAAAGAGUCUUCAGCGGCAAAUACAAGGAGCUGAACAAAGAGAGCUCCCGGUGGACAACAUACAGCAAUGAGGUCCCUGAGCCCCGCCCUGGCAGCUGCUCUGUGCGCCCAUCGGCGGACAAAGUCCUGACCUUCAUGAAAAACCAUUUCCUGAUGGAUGGGAAGGUUGUGCCCAGGAACAAGCAGCCGCUGCUGGUGAAGCAGAACGUGAAGUAUACACGGAUCGCAGUCGAUCAGACCCGCAGUGUCUUGGGCACCUCCUAUGAGGUGAUGUUCCUGGGAACAGAUCAAGGGUUCCUGCACAAAGCAGUGGCUCUGGCCAGCGGUGCUCAUAUCAUUGAGGAAAUCCAGCUGUUUAAGGACCCGGAACCUGUGCAGAACCUUCUGUUCUCACCUGGGAAGGGAAUCCUGUAUGUGGGGUACUCCAAGGGGGUCCUGCAGGUGCCGCUGGCCAACUGCAGCGUGUACAGGAGCUGUGCUGACUGUGUCCUCGCCCGAGACCCCUACUGCGCCUGGGACAGGCACAGCCAGUCGUGCCAGGAGACCCGAGGCACAAACAAAAACACGAGUGACUGGCUGCAGGACGUUGAGAAGGGCAGACCGGGGGCUACAUGCCAGCAGAUCAGUGGGAAAGGCAGGGCCACGCCCAGAUCUCGGGACAACUUGGGCAGCAGCCUGGUAAAAACUUUGAGCCCAGCGCUGAACUCCGUGAUCUGGCUGCCCUGCCCACAGCUCUCAGCCCUGGCCACUUACAACUGGAGCUACCCAGGGGAUCAGAUCCCAGCGGGGCUGACGCUGUUGGACAAUAAGACGCUGGUGAUCAUCAUGCGGCGCCAGGCGGCGGGCGAGUACACGUGCUGGGCCAGCGAGAACGGGCACCGCCAAGCUGUGGCCCGCUAUGUGGUGCAGGACCCCAUGGGAGUCAACAUCCUGAGCGAGAGCGGAGGGGACAGCAUGGUAGGGGAAGGGCUGGAGCAGGGGGCAGGCCCACAGGAUGGGCAUCACUCCUACUGGGCACAGUUUGUGACAGUGACAGUGCUGCUGUCGGUGACACUGGCCAUAGCAAUGGCCAUGGCCGGCUUCUCCUACCACGACAGGCUCAAGGCCAAGAGCAAGGUGCAAGGAUGCAACACCCCCGAAGCCACCAAGGUGUCCAAUCAGGAGAAGGUGCCACUGAACGGAGGCCGGAGCCCACAGCUACAAGGGCCCGUCCAGGAAGGGGCCAAGGACCCCAGGGACUGCUGUGUCCAGAUGGAGGGGCUGUCCCAGGAAAUAGAUGUGGAUAACAACAGGUUAAACGCCAGCCUCGGUGCUGGGGAGGGCUCCUAAGGGGUGGCUCUGGAGAAAGCUUAGGCUGGCCAUGCCUGCCCCGACCCGCCUUUUGUCUCGAAAACAGCCGUGUCGUGGUACCGAGCAGCCCUGCGAUAACAAACCAGAGUGUGUGGCUCAGCGCUUGGGAGCAACCCUACAAUAACAAAGCGGUCUGCGUCCAGCCCCCAAAUUCAUAACAAACAUAUCAGCUGGUGAGACCUUCCACACGGCACGCCCAGAAACUACACCUGCUCCUCGUCAGCGUGCCAGCUGCUGCUGCCCGCCCACGGGUGGGUCGCUCCACCGCUGAAGAGCAGUGGGCUCAGCCUGCCCCACUGCGCUAUCUGGGCAUCACCAGCGUCCGAGUCGUGGGACAGGCGUUAAACAAAAAAACCCUUCCGCUUUUGGAUUUCCACACCAAGCAAGAGACAAACACAGAGCAUGUCUGGGACUCUAGAUAACCAGGUUCAAAGGAGUUGGUGGGCAGAGCGGUGCUGGAGAGUGCGUGAGCCCUGCCUGGCUCGAGCCCACAGCUGGGGAUUCCAGCAGGGAGCAACCCCGCUGUGGGAUCUGAAUGGGCCCAGUGUUGCUGUGUCUACAGAUCUAGGCUGCUUGCAUAGCUGCUGCCUCCUGGUCUGUUGCCCUCGGUGACUGGUGACAUCUCUGCACCAGCCUGGACUAGCUGGGAGCUGCCACGUCCGCUCCGUGAAAGCUGUGAAUGAAGGCCAACGUGCAACGCCGCAGCUGCACAUUACCUGGCCACCUCAGUCCUCCCCUGUGUGGGACGCACUUGGCGCCAGUCAGUGGCCGGGUGUAGCUCUGCUGGGGCCCAAUCCAGCUCCUCAUGGCUCUGAAUAUGGGGUCUAAUGUUCUGCCUUUGAGUGCAGGGUCAGCAGUUCAAAUCCAGCCCUGCUGGCAAUGAUCAGACAGCUGAUCCUCGUCGGCCUGCGUGCAGUGAGCAGCUGGGCUCCCAGGCUGGUCCCUGCUUGGCCAGAGGUCUGGAUCAGAACAGCCACUGCUAACUGGCCCCCUCAGCGGGGACACCGGAGAUGGCCCACAUCACGGAGACUGCGCUCUGCUCUGGGGAGGGUGGCCUUCCAUCAGAGGGCAUCAUACUGUGUGGGCAAAGGGCUUUAGGGCCUGAUUCUUAUUUACACAACAGCCUCUUUACACCACUCUGGUCCAGUAAAGGGGACAUAAAUGAGCCACACCCCCUCUGCACUCCCGAAGUGGUACAAGGGGCUUUUUAGUGUAAGUGAGAACCAGGCUGAGUCCCUGGGGUUUGGAGCCAACAGCCUGAAAAAUCGGCUUGGGUGGUGCAGGAGGGGAGUUGCCAAGGGGCUUUGGGGAUGGGAAGGAGGCGGAGGUUGUGACUGAAUGUGAAGUUGUUGUUUUUUUAAUUUAAUGUUAUUAGAUUUAAGUUAAGCUUUUCCCAGUAGCAGUGAUCAAACUCCUUGUUUCACCACCUCCAUGCAGGGCCGGCGCUUCCAUUGAGGCAAACUAGGCAAUCGCCUAGGGCGCCAGGAUUUUCGGGGGGCGGCAUUUUGCCAGAGGGGGCGGCAGACGGCUCCGGUGGAGCUGCUGCAGUCGUGCCUGUGGAGGGUCCGUUGGUCCGCGGCUCUGGUGGAGCUGCUGCAGGUAUGCCUGCAGACGGUCCGCUGGUCCCGCGCGGCUCCAGUGGACCUCCUGCAGGCACGGCUGCAGCAGCUCCACCGGAGCCGCAGGAGCGGCGUGCGGGGCGGUGAAAUGGCCGUGUGUCUAGGGCACGAAAAACUCUAGCGCCGGUCCUGCCUCCAUGGGAGGAACGCGGCUACCGAAACCAGCUCCAGGCCUGUAGCCACACUGACAGUGCCCAGUGACUGGGUUCGUAGCCUCGGCGCCAGGAGUGCAAACAUGGUGCGUUUUUUUGCACAAACCACUUGGUUGCACCCGGGGUUAAACGCAGCCAGGCGAGUGGAUUUCUCCCUCUCAAACAGGAUCGGGUUGCUCGUUUCUAAAAACCCUUCUUCAACCGCAUCAGUAUUAUUUUGUGAUGGAUAAAUUAACCCCUGCAUUGCUGGUCUGCUGCAGCUCUGACACUGCUAUUAUGCUUCAGUGAAAUGAAUGCAACACGGGAUGGGCUCACUUGUUACAUUUUCCAGCCGAGCAGGCGGGUUCUACUGGGAUAUCCUUGAAAAAUCCAGGCUUCUUUCUCUGUUACGCUCACACCCAUUAACCCUGCCCCGGGCAAGACUGGCUUCUAAGGCUCUGGGGGCCCGAUUCCCUUUUACAUCCAAGUCCUUUUACCCUGCUCUGGCAGGGUGGAUGAGAACCAGGCCCUGGAGAUUUCAGAUGCUGGGGAAGUUGCACGGUUGGCUUCAAGUGGCAAUGCCUGCGGGCCCUAAGGGUUGCAACAUAUCAGCGCAACUACACUGAUGCUUGUCACCGGGGCAGCUUCCCAGCUUAUUGUACAAUAGCCGCCCGAUCUGAGGGAAGAGCAUUGUCUGAGCUCUGUGACAGACCCAACACCCGUACAAAAAAAACACCCAAGCAAAACUCUUCCCUGGAACCUUUCCCUCUUUGAUUCAGGUCACUGGCUAAAAAUGAGGAUAUCUACCUGGAAAUCGCUACGUGACCCUGAAAUCCUGCCGGAGACAAGGCCAGGGAGUUGUCACCAUGAUGCGGCUAGUCAAAGUGAACUCAAGGAGGGGUAGGGUUCAUUUGAACAAACCACACUGAGGUAAAAGCUACCUGGGUCUGGUCUGCAUCUGGAUUUGAUGCUGAGGUACACAUGCCUUUCUGUAGUGCCUGUGUGUGCAACCUCCCGCUCUCGUUUCUGUGCCAUCUACUGCUCUGUAACGACGACUAGAUUCUUCGGUCAAGUGCCUGAGCUUUUAUAGGCGGGACAAAGCCCAUUCUGUCUGUCUGUGUUGCUGAGCACCGGGGUCUGUGCCACGUUGUCCGUACUGCAGUUAGAGUGACCAGGCAGCAAAUGUGAAAAAUCGGGACGGGGGUGAGGGGUAAUAGGAGCCUAUAUAAGAAAAAGACCCAAAAAUCGGGACUGUCCCUAUAAAAUCGGGAUAUCUGGUCACCCUAACUGCAGUGCCAAGCCCCGCUUUCAGGCCUGCUCCUCCGCUGGUGUCUAUCAGCACAGCACCUUGGGCUCAAUGCUGAUCUAUACCUGCUGGGGAUCUGGCACUAUUAACCUCAGUGGAGCUGGGCCAGUUUACACCCGCGUGGGAUCUGGCCUUUCGUUGCUUGUUUUAUGAUGUUUAACCUUUUUUUUUUUUUUAAAAAAAGAUGUUCAUCUUCCUCCUCUGGAUGCAUUUUAUUUUUUAUUAAAAAGAGAAUGUCACA